AUGGUUGGCGCACCGCGCUUCACCCAGAAACCGUCGAUUCAGCAGACGCCAACUGUGAGUGUUUCUCCCUUGCUUUCAGUUAUUUUUGCUUCGUUUUCACACGUGCUCCUCUUGUAUACAUACCACCUCUGCUGUUCCGGUCUCUCUCUCUCUCUCUCUCUCUCUCUCACGCUCUCGCUUUCCGUGUCCCUUCGGAGCCCAUGCCCUGCCACAUGGCUCAUGGCAAAUGAUGGCGGGAUCCCGCUGUUUCUGCGUCUCCGAUCGCCCAGAGUCCUAGUGUAUUGUGGGGGCGAUGCCCGAAAGCCAACUGGCCGCCGGCUCCACGAGUUGCCGCGCUAUUUCUCGCCGCAUCUCUUGAUGCGCGCCGUGUGCUCCUCGUCGCUUUACGGCCUUCACGGGCUCAAGACAGCAGCUCCGAGGCCGCAGCUCGCGGAGCCCUGGAAAGCAGCAUCGGUAGCAGAAAAAAAUAAGUGAGGAGCAGGCAGGAGCAGCGGGCGGCGAACCUGACCGCAAAACACUUGGAUUCCAGAGGGGUUUGAGACAAGAACGGAACAUCCGAGAGAGAGAGAGAGAGAGAGAGACCGUAAAUAUUGACUGUUUGUGGUUUCUUGAGGUGUUUGAUGGAGAAACAUUGGUUCUGGAAAGCCCUUACGAGAACCAUUUCCCAAAAACUUUCGAAAGGGAACAGCAACUUUUUGAUAUUCUUUCAUUUCUUGAAUUGAUAAAGAUCAAUACACAACUCGAAAACGGAUAGAAAAACAAAAAGAAGGUGCAGGAGAACCACGUGCUACUGAAAGAAAUUUUGAAAUUCGAUCCAUUCAAAUACACAAACACCCUCUUGAAGUGAGUGGAAAAAAUGAUACCCUGGAACAAAGGAAACGAUUGAAACUACUGUACGGAGGCUAUAAUCUAAAGAACGUUUGCUUCUUUUUAAUCGUUCGAUCCGAUCAGUGUCGCCCUCCGCCGACUGAUUGCGGGGGAUCCUUGUUUUCGUGUUUUCGUGUGACGUCAUCAAAGGGGAGAGGGAGUGUGUAAACAACGAAACAUUGAACUUCUGGAAGGGAAUAGAUUGAUUGCAGGGUGAUCUGCUGAUGGAAUGUCAUCUCGAGGCGGACCCACAGCCGACGAUCGCGUGGCAGCACUCGGGGAACCUUCUGGAACCGUCCGGAAGAGUCGUUCAGACAUUGACUCCGUUGGGCGGAAGCCUUUAUAAGGCCACGCUAGUCAUCAAGGUGAGAAAGAUUGGGGAAAAGACGGAAAAUGGGGAAUGUUGGGCAAUGAGGUUUCGGAUGACAGGGCAGGUGCCAACGAGAGAAUAAGAAAACACGCAAGUUGCGAAGUUUAGCUGACGAGCGAAGAUAUCGAAGAACUGCGAUGAAAAAGAAUCGCAGAAUGAAAGUGUUAUUUCAGGAGCCGAAUGCAGGAGAUGGAGGUGCGUACAAAUGCACAGCCAAGAAUCAGUUGGGCGAAUCGAAUGCGAACAUCAAUCUGAACUUUGCUGGCGCCGGAGGAGAUGAGGCGAAGUCCCGCGGUCCGUCUUUCGUCGGAAAGCCUCGAAUUAUUCCGAAAGACGGCGGAGCAUUGAUUGUGAUGGAGUGCAAAGUAAAAAGUGCUUCGACUCCAGUUGCAAAGUGAGUGAUUUGUCUGGAAUCGGAUGGAGAAGACGUUGUGUUUCAGAUGGAUGAAGGACGGAGUUCCGCUGAGCAUGGGAGGACUCUACCAUGCCAUUUUCAGUGAUCUCGGAGAUCAAACAUACCUGUGUCAGUUGGAAAUUAGAGUAAGUAGAGUAAGUGUUGGAGAACUUUUCUAGAAUUCGAGUUUGAAGGGCCCGUCAUCAUCGGACGCCGGCCAAUAUCGAUGUAAUAUUAGAAACGAUCAAGGAGAGACGAACGCCAAUUUGGCAUUGAAUUUUGAAGAGCCAGAUCCAGCCGAAAAACCAGAGAGAAAAAGAUCGACUGCUUCGCCAAGACCGUCGUCCCGCGGUCCUGGAAGCCGUCCGUCUUCACCAAAGAAGUCGAUGAAGUCAAGGGAAGGCACGCCGAAGCGCACUUUGAAACCGAGGGAAGGAUCUCCGACGAAGAAGUUGAGGUGGGAUGUGUCCACAACUAUUUCCCUGAGGUUUUCCUUUCAGAUCCCGUACUUCUACGCCCGUGAACGAAGAGGCAUCGCAAUCGGAGUCCCGCCGAUCGAGCCGAACCGAAAAGAUGGAAGUAGACCAAGUAGCGGCGAAACGAAAACCUGAAGGACUCCCGCCGCCGGGCGGUGACGAGAAGAAGCUUCGAGCGGGCAGUCCCUCCGCGCGAAAGUCUCCUUCCCGCAAGAGUGCGUCGCCAACGCCAUCCAGAAAAGGAAGCAGUGCCGGCGGAGCGUCUGCCGGAGUAACUGCCUCCUCUGCUUCCUCCCAACAACAAUCCCAGCAGUCUCAUCAGCAAUCCCAACAGAAAUCCCAACAACAGUCCCACGAUCCAUCUCGUGACAAGUACACGAGGCCGCCGAUCGUACUGGAAGCCAGCAGGUCCAAGGUAAGAUUCCCUCUCCGAUCGGCUUUCGUUCUCUUGCUCUCUGAUCGUUCCGCCUACACUUUGGCGUGAAAAAGAGUUCAACGAACGGCCGAAUUGGCAGCCCAUUCAUGCCAGAUGUGAACAGAAAACUACGAAGAAACGGAGCAAACGCUUUUGAGAUCUCGGUCCGGAAACAAGGGGAAUACGAAUUGAAAAUGCACAAACGAAAGAAAAGAAUAACUUGUUACAGACUGGCCGAAUCGGUGGAUCAGUGGUCCUGGAGGUUCAGUGGCAGUGCCAUUCGUCCACUAUCAUUGAGUGGUACAGGUCAGCAACUUGAGAAAUUCUCUUUCCGAGUCGUCAGCCUAUCCAUACAUUUUCAGAGAUGGCGCUUUGGUCCGAAAUUCUUCCGAGUAUUCUCAGUCGUUCAACGGAUCCAUAGCCACGCUUCAAGUCAACAAUUUGACCGAAGACAAGUCUGGUCUCUACAAAUGCCACGCAAAGUGCGACUAUGGAGAAGGUCAAAGCAGCGCGAUGGUAAAGAUCGAACAGUCUGGUCAGUCCUUUUUCUCUCCAUCUCCGUUUUUGAUACCGUAGUAGUCUAUGGUCCAUAGACCAGCCGAACAAGACGUUUUCCGUUUUCUCGGUACACACUCGUUUCACGUUUUUUUCAGCGGCCGGAUGGUGCCCAAACGCUUUUUGAACAAUUUUCAGAUGUGGAAGAAGAACUGCUCAAGCACAGAAAAAAUUUGGAGAAUGAAUACAAGGAGGAGGAGGAACGGAGAGAAUCGCAGACGCUUCAGGCCACCAAGAAGCGGGUUGCGAGAAGAAGUAAAUCGAAGAGCAAGAGUCCGGUUAGUUAAUUUAAAAGUCGAAUUUUCAUUCGGAAUCCUAUUCUGCUGCAGGCCCCACAAGCGAAGAAGAGCGCCACUUCGGAGAGCGAACGUCCCAACGCCUCGGAAGUCGAGCAGAAGAGAAGCACCAGUGUGCGGCCGGAUCCAGAUGACGUACGGUGGAAAACGGGGGUUAUAGUUAACACGUGCUCAACGAGCAAAAACCGUCUGACUCGGCCGCCCAGUUAAACGCACUCGAAACAGUGUUUGACGCGUUUUGUGUGUGUGUAGCUUCGUGUCUUUGGGGAAGGGAAAACAUUAUGUGGCGUGGCACGCAAGAUCGGAAAUCAGAAUGGAAAUUGAGAUUUGUUUGGUUGAGAAUGGAUGGAUUGGAUUGGAUUACUUACAUAAUGAACUAACAAUGUUUGAACCAUUUUAUGGAAAAGUAAAAAAAAGUUUAAGUUCAUAUUGGGACUGAAAAUCAAACUUGAUGUGGCUCUUUUUUCAAAGCAUAAUUUCAUUUCAAUUUACGAGAAGUCAGGAAACUUCCGGGCAGCUACCGUUAUCUGUUUCGUUCAAAAAUAAAAAAGCGAUACGCUUUCGGAUGAAAUUGACGGCUGGUUGUGAGAAUGCAGAUCAGAAACUGAAAAGAGUCUCUUUGAUUCUUGAUCAGUUUGGCCUACCUACCGUACUCUCGUCAGUCUGAUCUGGUUGAAGCUCUUCGCAGUACAAACGUCGAACAACGUGUAAGUCGGCGCCCUCCGCACGUCGGCCUGCUAUUCCGACAAAAGUGACAAACGGUACUCGAAAAUGACACAAGUACCUUUGCCAAAGCCUCCUCCUACAUCAUUUUGAAAUGAAGUGUCUGUGUCUCCUCCUCUCGCACACUCUCUCGCUCUCGCUUCGGUAUUCGACCGUCACAAAGUGAGCUCAGGAGUUCCCACUUCUCGGAGUUACCCCCCGACCAUCCCAGACUUUUUUUUUCGAUUUCAUUUUCUUCCGAUUAGCAUAGUCAAUGAAAAAGACGUUGGAACUGUUCCAAAGUUUGAAUAAGCGAGUCGGGAGAGAGUAAAGAUCAGCUAGUCUAGUCGAACUUGAGCAUUGUUAGGGCUCUCGAACAACACGACAGUUCAGUUCACACAUGAUGUAAUGUGGUGGCGAACUCGCUUUUUUCUCUUCUCUUUUUUCAACAAUCUCGAGUAACUGUCUCACUUUUCCUUAUCUCUGAACAUUUUCAGGCUAGAACUUUCGAAUAUAAUAGAAAGCAUUUUGAAUUUCUAGAAUAGUUCUUCUGGCCGGCUCGCCGUUCAACAACCCUUCAGAAUUGGACGUACAGUCCCUUUCCCCCAAUCCAAACUUUCCAAUUCUAUCGCCCACAUUCACCGUCCCCUGUGCGAAAAGGGACGGAAUCUGGUGUAAAUAGCGGCGUGUCCCUGAAUAGUUCUGCCAAGAUGAACUACACGCCUGGAUCGUACCUCCAGAACUUUCUGAAGAGGUCGGCGAGCAACGACGGCAGCGAGCAGUCCUCCGCAGCGGCACGUCGUCUGCCUCCUCGUCCGCCGUUCGAGACCUCUCACUCGAUGGCUUCUUCCUCUUCUCCUCAGAACGCGCCCCGUCGCAUGGUGAAUCUUCGAUCGGUUUCCGACCGUCAAGGGGCCGCCCGUCCCUGCGGAGAAUCUCCGAAUCCACUGAAUAUGCGAAGUGCGAACUCAUCCGGACCGGAUCUGAACAAGAUAUCGCAGAUCCACGCAUUCAUACUCUCAAAAAUGCCGGAGGGCGAAGCGAAAGAAAAGUUUCUGAGAAGUAUUCUGGACUUUGACAGUCCGAUAUCACGAAGGGGAAGUCGGGACGACGUCGGCAGUCACGCACUCAAGACCACGAACAGCAAGUCGUCGAUCAACUCCAGCAGCAAUGUUAGUUUGAGAGAGGAAUUGAACAGUUGCACCACUAAUGUUCGUCACUAAUAUUGUAUAGUUUAUCUAGUGGCAUGAGUCUCCCACGUUUCGAAAGCUUGAUUUGUUCAAGCGUUCCCUGCAACUGAAGAAAUCCCUUUUCUUUGAAUGAUUGGAAUGGCAUCGGGAUCAAGAAUCUGUUUGUUUUUCACUUUAGCGUUUUAGCACUUUUAAUAGUUGCAUGUAAGUGCUUCACCUCACAAUUGAUUCCGUUCGAUGAAUGAAACCCUUUCUGAUAUUGUUUGAAUGCUGGAUUUGAAUGCCGUGUUGAACUUUUAUUUUGAUUCUUUGCAUGUUUUCACUUACAUACAAAUGGUCCGUCUGCUCGAGCCCGUUCCCACUCUCAAAAUCCCAUUUGUUUCCUUCAAAAUGUGUCACGUUACUGCGGUUUCUUCUGGCGGUGCAAAUGCGCGCAGCACUCCAAACCAUCCCGCCCGCGCACUAAAAUCCCUUCCUUUCUUACUUUCUCCCCUUCCGAUCCACUUUCGAACGCCGCGCACAAAAAGUUGCGAAAUAGCGUUUUUGUACUGGAGGCGCUCGUAGUACUCGGAAGUGAGAGAGUAGGAGAGAGCGGGCGCCAGGGCGGAGUGCACAGAGAAGCAGAAAUACCUCGGGGUGUCGUUUUUUGGAUAUCCCCGCAGGAAGGAGGCGCUGCCCGUGAGGGAGGAAGCUCAAGAAUACAACAAACAUGGAACGCGUACUCGCUGUGCUGCCACCAUCUUUUUAGCCACACAUUAUUUGAGACCUCUCUUUUCCCCCUUCCUUUUCCACGCAUUUCCAGCUUCGUUUCAAGUUGCCACGUCCUAACGUUUGUUAGAUUUUUCCUUCCGAUCCGCGUAGACAGUUGCCACGUCAUUAAUAAUCACGGACACUCUUUCUUCGCGAGAAGUGCCGUAAACUUGUCAGAAACGUGUCAAACUGAUGAUAUGUGUUUUGGUGUGAUAUCCGAGAAAUCGGGCGAAAACCUGAGAAGACAAAGAGAGAGAGUGCACGAGAUUUUGGCGCCAAACUGUUUGGAUAGUGAGUGAGUCAAUUGAGAAACUCCUACGUUCUUCGGAAAGAAUUCACAGAGUGCUUGCUAGGAACACAAAUUCGUCUGGAUUGUCAGCAACAGGUUGCAAUAUUUCCAUCCGAGCCUACAGUAAUUGAUUCUGUAGUAGCAAUCGAAUCUUUAAUCAGGGCUCUCUCUGCCGGCAGGCGCCAAUCCGCCCUCUAUCUUUUUUGCCAACCUCAUCUCGGGCCUCAUCGGAUCCGCAAUCUCUUAUCACCAAACACAAGCUCUCUCCGACCCGACUCGCGUGCCACUGCGGCGUCGUCUGUUGCCGUGUCGCGGUGUUUGUAUCAAUUUCCUGGUAUCCAACCAAACAUUCUGUUUGUUAUUUCUAUUUCGACAACAAACAAAACAACCACACAAAACGAUCGGACUAUGCAUCGCGCAGCACUUAUUUUCUCUGAAUUAUAGCUCUUUCGUCUACUAGUCUUCAUUUUUAUUUAUUCCGAAACUUUUUGAAAUGGAUCCUGAACAUUCUGAUACGGUGAGCGAGUUUUCUUUUUGCCCAAAAAGGGACGCCAAAUUGCACAUGAAGCCUGUCCAGAGACUAAUGCCCAAUUACAGUGGGCUCUAGGUGUCGAGCAACUCCUUCGAUUCGUGCUCAUCAUCAUCUCAACUUGUUGUUUUUUGCGUUGACUCCUCCAAACGCUUGUGUGCCAUUGGGCCGCGACACUGGACGAGCGCGAAAGUGUAAAAAUGUUAUCAUUAUCCUCGUUUCUUCUUCCUUUCUCUCUCCUCCCGCUCUCCCGUUUGUGCCUCCGCGUAAAAAGCGACGGAAGUCCGUGUCUCUUGAAGCUCCUCGAGCUCAUCAGACGGGGACCUUCGGGAGCACAGAACCAACGGCUGGAGAUGGGUCAAAACACAAAUGCGAACAACGGAAACUUGUUCGGAACUCUCUGCGAGCGAGACUGAAAUCGAUUAGAUGGGCGCGAGAAGCGGGGGCGGUUUGCGGGAGAUCCCGGCCGGAAACAGCUGCCAUCCUGAAUGAGAUUUUGAUGAACAUGUUGUUUUUGCUAGGUUUUUGAGAAAACAUGCAAAUGAUGAGCAUGAAUGGAAUUCUUGAAUUUAUACGUGCUCGCGAAAGUGAUCAGACUAAUGGAUCUGUUGGAUAAAGAUCGAAAUUUGAACUGUCAAUAUUGAAACAAUUGGGGCAAAGUCCCUCACUGAGUGUGUUUCUUUUUUGCAAAAAAAAGCAAAAUCCUUUCUUCUCCUAUCUUUUCCUGCACUGAUAAACAUCGAUAACCAGAAAGUACGUGAUAAAUAAUGGUGCGCGAGGGUUUCUUGUGCGGGCACUUGAGAGAAGUAAAAUGGUUGAGGAAGCUCGAGUGAUAAUGAGACAAAAAACGAAGGAAAGAGAGUGUGUUUGAGGAGAGCGCUUCCCUUCCGCCAAUCCACAAAUAUCACAUGAACGCACGAGAGAGUUUGGAAAUCCCCCGAACGGCUUUGUGUUUUGCAACGAAAAAAAAAAGAAUCAGAAGUAACACGUGCCAACACUCGGAAACUUGAUGACCGCACCCAGUUGUGUUUGUUGCAGGAAUCUCAGUUGGACGAGAUCCCCAGUUCGGGUCUGACGAUCCCAGAGGAGCGCCGUCGAGAAUUAUUGGGUCAGGUCGGAGAAAGUGACGACGAGGUUCGUUUUAAAUUUUAUUCAUGUUCGAUUAAGGGUGCAUUUGACUGCAAUCGUUCUGCCGCACAACACGUGAAUUCAGUGCGAAAUUGGAUAAGUUUAGCAUUUCAGCACUGAAUUCACGUGGUUUGCGGUAGAACGCGAUUGCAGUCAAAUGUAUCCCUUAUAGCAGCGAACAUUCAAUGGAUUGAAUACUUUUCAGUUUGUCAGCUUGAUCUCCAUUUCAGGUAUCCGAAUCGAUAUCCGAACUUCCAUCAUUCGCCGGAGGCAAGCCUCGCCGCAAGACUGAUGUAUGUUUCUUUUCGUAGCCUCUUAUCCCCCGACUCCCUCCACCUACUCAUUUCUUCAUCUAUCUUUCUUUAUCUCUCUCCUUCUUCCUACCAUUUCUCUCUUCUCUCGUCUUUGUCCGUUUUGUGCUUGUCCAAAUGUUUUGAUGGCGCGAACAAAACCGAAAAGGAGCCGUGGGCUCUUGCUCACAUACAGUUUGCCCCCGCACCAUUGAAAAGUGACCCUGAAGAAGUAAGAAGAAGAAGAAGAAGCAAGACACGGAGGGCACUUGUGCAGGGGCGCGGGGGCAAACAGAUAGUGAGCCCACAUGUGUCAACUAGCUGAUCAGCCAAUUGAUCAUUUGCCAUCUUGUCCCUCGUCCCUUUCUUGUCCUCUUCCCCCUGUUCCAUGCGAGUUUCAGAGUCCUCCGAAGCAGGACGAGAUGUUCUCUCGCGACUCCGUUCUUCGCAAAACCACUACAUCCACUAGAAAUGAAUCGAGUACUGUAGAGGUGCGGUGUCUUUUAUUUUAUGUCUUUUCGUCAUGUCCGAUGUCCCAUUUUAGGAGAAGACACAACUUCGCAAAACUGUCAAAAAGGCCGAUGGCGAGCUUGAUUUCAAAGCCAUGGUCAAAUUGAAAAAGGUGAAAAAGGAAGAGGGCUUAGCCGCCGAAAAGGCGGGAUUCCCCCUCGACCACGCCGAUUCCACGUCAUCCGUGUUGUCUCAAGAAACGAGAUCGAGACGCGGUUCGAAUGCACUCUUCGGAAAAGAAGGCCUCCCCGAGCAGCCGGCGAACCCGUUUGCUCAGCUUAAGAAAGUGAAGGCCGGCGGGAACGGACUGGAAAAGUCCGAUUCGACGGCGAGUCUGAAGAAACUCGAGCUGAAAAAGGGAAAGGUCGAAGAGAGCUCGGAUGGUGCAUUCAAAGUGCAACUGAAGAAGGUGGUUAAGAAAGAAGUGAAGGAGACGACGGUCAGUGUGAAAGAGAAGAAUGGCACGACUUCGGGCAUCAACACCGAGUUUAAGCUGGAGAAAAGAGAGCGGACCACGUUGCAGAAGUACGAGAAAACGGAUGACAACGGGUCCAAAAAGGAGGUAGUCCAUGUUCUUUGUGUGUGUGUGUCUCCGUUCGCUCGCUUUCCUCCUAUCAUUUCCUAUCCUCUAUGUCUUUCUCCUCUCACUUCCACCCACUUCUACCGUAACCCUUUCUCUCCCUAUCCUAACCGUUUUUCUAGGACAAGCCCAAGAAGGUCAGCAUUGCGCCCACGCCGACCAGCACGUCCAGCGAUGAACCGUCGACGCCACGUGUAAGAAUCGGAAAAUAAGAGAACGAGUUUGCAUGGUUUGAGGUGAAUACUUGUAAUAUUUUUCACUUUCCGCUAAUCAGUCCGGUCCCGGAACUUUGCUUCAUUCCGUCUUUUCCCGUCCAUUCCGAACUCUCUAACUCCAUGUUCUAACCGUUCAUUUCAGCACCACAAAGAAGUCGAAGAAAAGUCAACGUCUGAGGAGAAAAAAACAAAGGUUCAAGGCCGCCAAGUGGGUCAAAAGAGGAAUGGCGCCCAGAAAGCCGAGGAGCCGAAGAACCUUCUAUCGCAGAUUCAGUUGAAGAAGGUGACGAAGAAGGCGCAGGAGGAGGUCAAUGAGAUGGAGGGCAUCAAGCUGAAAAAAGUGACGACGGUGCCGAAACACGUGGGGGACGACGACAGUCAGUCGGAAUCCGAGUCGCGACGUGGCUCCGUCUUCGGAGACAUCCGCAGAGGAUCGAAAGCUCCGAGAGACUCCGCCGACCACUCGCGCCGAGACUCCAUUGUGAUUUUUACUUUUUUGUGUGGUUAAGACAUUUUUGGCAAUGCCUUCAAUGUUGCAUGACAAUCAUUUCAGGUUCAGAUUUUCAAAUUGAUGUUUUCAGAGACGCUCAAGUAUCGACAUGAGACGCGAAUCCGUGCAAGAGAUCCUGGAUAAAGUGAUAUUUCGAGCAGUGCUCCUGUCCCCAACUGCUGUCUGUUUCAGGUGUCGACACCGCUCGUCCCAAGCGGUGCUUCAGGCAGUGCCCCAAAAAUCGUCGAAGUUCCAGAAAACGUCACAGUCGUCGAGAGUGAGUAUUUUCAAAUGGCGCUACAACGAAUGGAACCGUUACGAUUUAGAACUCGAAGUUGUAUUUUAACGUUGCAAGCUCCAAAUCGUAACAGUUUCAUUCCGUGCGAGUUCUACUUCGUUGUAGCGUCUUUUCAAAUUUGCUGUAUUGAAAGCGCAUAAUUACAGACGAAACUGCCAUUUUGACCUGCAAAGUGUUGGGUAGUCCCGCCCCCACUUUCCGCUGGUUCAAAGGCAAUCGGGAAGUGAUCAGCGGUGGUCGCUUCAAGCACAUCACCGACGGAAAAGAACAGACUGUGGCCCUUGCCAUGCUCAAGUGCCGAUCACAGGUACUCCGAGUCCGUCAGACGAGACCUCAGAAAGUGAUUAUUUGCAGGAUGAAGGUCCCUACACCCUGACGGUCGAGAACGCGCAUGGAACAGAUUCUGCUGAUGUCAAGCUGCUCGUCACUUCGGACAACGGGCUCGAUUUCCGAGCCAUGCUCAAGCAUAGGUCCGUAAUCUCCGAGAGCACCUCUCCUUCUUCUCCCCUUCUCUCUCUCUCUCUCUCUAUUUCCUUUCCGAUUUCCUCUCCUUAUCCGUUUAUCAUUUCCCCCGUUUAGCAAUCAACAACGGCAGAACACGAAAAGGUUACCCACCAAACUUCCUGAAUACUCUCACAUUUCUGACAAGAACGCUUCCCUAACCCUCUCACACAGAACACGUAAUCUCGAUCUUUCUGCAUGCUCUGAUCUCCCGUAAUUCCACAUUCACAUGUGCCGCCACAAACCCGCAAAUAAACGCUUUUUCCGCUCUUUCUGUUGUGGAAAGAGAAAUAAUCCAAAAGUUUAAGUUCGGUUUCAGCUGUUUUCAGUUCUUUCAUCAACUCAUUCCUUGGAAUAAUAAUUUACUUUCAGAGAAUCGCAAGCCGGUUUCCAAAAGCCGGAAGGAGAAGUCGGAGGAGAUCCGAAGAAACCGAUGACCGAGGCCGAACGAAGACAGUCCCUCUUCCCAGGCAAGAAGGUCGAGAAGUGGGAUGUGCCGCUUCCCGAUAAAACCGUUCAGCAACAGGUAAAUUUGAGGAACGAGACUGCCUUUAAUAACUUUUUAAGGUUGACAAAAUCUGCGAGUGGAAGUGCACCUACUCGCGUCCGAAUGCCAAGAUCCGUUGGUACAAGGACCGAAAAGAGAUCUUCUCCGGAGGACUCAAAUACAAGAUCGUCAUCGAAAAGAACAUUUGCACUCUGAUUAUCAAUAAUCCAGAAGUCGAUGACACCGGAAAGUACACUUGUGAGGCAAACGGAGUUCCAACUAAUGCUCAGCUCACUGUGCUUGGUACGUAUAGUGAUUAGAUGAAUGAAGCAACAAAAUUUCUAUUUCCAGAACCGCCAAUGAAAUAUAGUUUCCUGAAUCCGUUGCCAAACACGCAAGAGAUCUACCGUACCAAACAGGCGGUGCUCACUUGCAAAGUGAACACGCCACGUGCUCCGCUGGUCUGGUACCGCGGAAGCAAAGCGAUCGCAGAGGACGAUCCGAGGUUUAUCAUCGAGAAGGACGCCGUCGGUCGCUGCACACUCACCAUCAAGGAGGUCGAGGAGGACGAUCAGGCCGAAUGGACCGCCAGAAUCACGCAGGACGUGUUCUCGAAGGUACAAGUGUACGUCGAGGAGCCACGUCACACAUUCGUCGUGCCGAUGAAGUCCCAGAAGGUCAACGAAGGAGAAUUGUCCACUUUGGAGACAGACGUGAACGACAAGGACGCCGACGUCAUCUGGUGGCACGACGGAAAGAGAAUCGACAUUGAUGGAGUCAAGUUCAAGGUGGAGGCGCACAACAGAAAGAGGAGGCUCAUCAUCGACGGAGCCAGAAUCGAAGACCACGGAGAGUACAAGUGUACGACGAAGGACGACAGAACGAUGGCUCAACUGAUUGUCGACGCGAGGAACAAGUUCAUCGUCGCACUCAAAGAUUCGGAAGUCAUUGAGAAGGAUGACGUCACUCUCAUGUGUCAGACGAAGGAUACCAAGACUCCUGGAAUCUGGUUCCGCAACGGAAAACAGAUUUCGAGUAUGCCCGGAGGAAAGUUUGAGACACAAUCAAGAAACGGAACACACACCCUCAAAAUCGGAAAGAUCGAGAUGAACGAGGCUGAUGUGUACGAAAUCGAUCAGGCCGGACUCCGCGGAUCUUGCACAGUCACCGUGCUCGAGGCCGAGAAGAGACCAGUGCUCAACUGGAAGCCAAAGAAGAUUGAAGCGAAGGCUGGAGAACCGUGCGUUGUGAAGGUUCCCUUCCAGAUCAAGGGAACUCGCAGAGGAGAUCCGAAGGCUCAGAUCCUGAAGAACGGAAAGCCAAUUGACGAGGAGAUGCGCAAACUGGUGGAAGUCAUUAUCAAGGACGAUGUCGCAGAAAUUGUCUUUAAGAAUCCACAGUUGGCUGAUACCGGAAAGUGGGCUCUUGAACUCGGAAACUCUGCCGGAACCGUCCUUGCUCCGUUUGAGCUGUUCGUGAAGGACAAGCCGAAACCACCAAAGGGACCACUCGAGACGAAGAACGUGACUGCCGAGGGUCUUGAUCUUGUCUGGGGAACUCCGGAACCAGACGAAGGAGCUCCUGUGAAAGCCUACAUUAUUGAGAUGCAGGAAGGAAGAAGUGGCAAUUGGGUGAAGGUCGGAGAGACUAAGGGCACCGACUUCAAGGUGAAAGAUCUGAAGGAGCACGGAGAGUACAAGUUCAGAGUGAAAGCCCUGAACGAGUGCGGACUUUCCGAUCCACUCACUGGAGAAACGGUCCUAGCCAAGAACCCGUACGGAACUCCAGGCAAACCGAAGAACAUGGAUGCCAUCGACGUGGACAAGGAUCACUGCACUUUGGCUUGGGAGCCGCCAGAGGAAGACGGAGGAGCGCCGAUCACCGGUUACAUCAUCGAGAGAAGAGAGAAGUCAGAGAAGGACUGGCACCAGGUCGGACAGACAAAGGGCGAUUGCUGCGAGUUGACUGAUAAGAAAGUCGUGGAGGACAAAGAAUACUUCUACCGAGUGAAGGCAGUCAACAAAGCGGGACCUGGAGACCCGUGCGAUCACGGAAAGCCAAUUAAGAUCAAGGCCAAGAAGGCUGCUCCGGAAUUCACUGGAGGAGGCAUCAAGGAUCUUCGUUUGAAGGUCGGAGAGACCAUCAAGUAUGAAGUGCCAAUCUCCGGAGAGCCACUGCCAGAAGUCACCUGGGUGGUCAAUGGAAAGCCGCUGAAACCAGUGGGAAGAGUGAAGGUGGCGACCGAGAGAGGAAAGCACGUCAUGAAGAUCGAGAACGCCGUGCGUGGAGACUCUGGCAAGUUCACAAUCACUUUGAAGAACUCUUCCGGAACUUGUGACUCCACCGCCACCGUCACUGUCGUUGGAAGGCCGACGCCACCGAAGGGACCUCUCGACAUCGCCGACGUGUGCACCGACGGAGCAACUCUUUCGUGGAACCCACCAGAUGACGACGGAGGAGAUCCGCUCACUGGAUAUGUGGUUGAAGCCCAAGACAUGGACAACAAAGGAAAGUACAUCGAAGUGGGACGAGUGGAUCCAAACACAACGACCCUGAAAGUGGACGGACUGCGCAACAAGGGCAACUACAAGUUCCGCGUGAAGGCAGUCAACAAUGAGGGAGAAUCGGAGCCGUUGUCCGCCGAUCAGUACACGCUCAUCAAGGAUCCUUGGGACGAGCCAGGAAAGCCGGGACGACCGGAGAUCACCGACUUCGACGCCGACAGAAUCGACAUUGCUUGGGAGCCACCACACAAAGACGGAGGAGCUCCGAUCGAAGAGUACAUUGUGGAGGUCCGUGAUCCGGAUACCAAGGAGUGGAAGGAAGUGAAGCGAGUCCCGGAUACGAAGGCCUCGAUUGGCGGACUGAAGGAGGGCAAGGAGUACCAGUUCAGAGUGAAGGCAGUCAACAAGGCCGGGCCUGGACAGCCUUCCGAGCCUUCGGAGAAGCAACUGGCCAAGCCAAAAUUCAGUGAGUUCAUGAACAGCAGUAGAUUAAGCCAAUACGUGAAUAUUUUCAGUUCCGGCGUGGUUGAAACACGACAACCUGAAGUCGAUCACCGUGAAGGCCGGAGCCACUGUCCGAUGGGAAGUGAAGAUCGGAGGAGAACCGAUUCCAGAAGUCAAAUGGUUCAAGGGCGACAAGCAGCUGGAGAACAACAUCCAACUUACGAUCGACACUCGCAAGAACGAGCACACCAUUCUGUGCAUUCCAUCAGCGAUGCGUUCCGAUGUUGGAGAAUAUCGUUUGACGGUGAAGAACUCGCACGGAGCCGAUGAAGAGAAGGCUAAUCUGACCGUCUUGGACAGACCAAGCAAGCCGAACGGACCGCUGGAAGUGUCGGAUGUGUUCGAGGAUAACCUCAACUUGUCGUGGAAGCCUCCAGAUGAUGACGGAGGAGAACCGAUCGAGUAUUACGAAGUUGAGAAGCUGGACACUGCUACCGGAAGAUGGGUGCCAUGUGCCAAGGUGAAGGACACCAAGGCUCACAUUGAUGGACUCAAGAAGGGACAGACUUAUCAAUUCCGUGUGAAAGCCGUCAACAAAGAAGGAGCGUCUGAUGCUCUGUCCACCGAAAAAGACACCAAGGCCAAGAAUCCGUAUGACGAGCCUGGAAAGACCGGAACGCCAGAUGUGGUCGAUUGGGAUGCUGACCGCGUUUCUCUUGAAUGGGAGCCGCCGAAGUCGGACGGAGGAGCCCCGAUCACUCAAUACAUCAUCGAGAAGAAGGGCAAACACGGAAGAGACUGGCAGGAAUGCGGAAAGGUUUCCGGAGAUCAGACAAACGCUGAGAUUCUGGGACUGAAGGAGGGAGAAGAGUAUCAGUUCCGCGUGAAGGCCGUCAACAAAGCAGGACCAGGAGAAGCUUCCGACCCGAGCAGAAAGGUUGUUGCCAAGCCAAGAAAUCUGAAGCCAUGGAUCGAUAGGGAAGCCAUGAAGACUGUGACGAUCAAGGUCGGAAAUGAUGUGGAAUUCGACGUUCCAGUGCGUGGAGAGCCGCCACCAAAGAAGGAAUGGUUGUUCAACGAGAAGCCGAUCGAUGAUCAGAAGAUCAGAGUGAGUUACAGUCCUAAAGAUACCAUUCCAAAUGCUUCCUUUCAGAUCGAAAGCGAGGACUACAAGACUCGUUUCGUGCUCCGUGGUGCAACUCGCAAGCACGCCGGUCUCUACACGCUGACCGCUUCGAAUGCUUCCGGAACCGACAAGCAUUCCGUUGAAGUAAUCGUUCUUGGAAAGCCAUCCAGUCCUCUCGGACCUCUGGAAGUUUCGAACGUGUACGAGGAUCGUGCUGAUCUGGAAUGGAAAGUGCCAGAAGAUGACGGAGGAUCUCCGAUUGAUCACUACGAAAUUGAGAAGAUGGACAUGGCAACUGGAAGAUGGGUUCCAUGCGGACGAAGUGACACCACCAAGUGCAACGUCCAGAACCUCCAACCAGGCCACGAGUACAAAUUCCGCGUUCGCGCUGUCAACAAGGAAGGAGAGUCCGAUCCGCUGACCACCAACACUGCCAUCCUCGCUAAGAAUCCUUACGAAGUACCAGGAAAGACCGAAAAGCCAGAGUUAGUUGACUGGGACAAGGACCAUGUUGAUCUGGCCUGGAAGCCGCCAGCGGACGACGGAGGCGCCCCAAUUGAAGCCUACGUCAUUGAGAAGAAGGACAAGAACGGAAGAUGGGAAGAAGCUCUUGUGGUGCCGGGAGAUCAGAACACUGCUACGGUCCCCGACUUGAAGGAGGGAGAAGAAUAUCAGUUCAGAAUCUCUGCCCGCAAUAAGGCCGGAACUGGUGACCCGUCCGAUCCAUCCGAUCGAGUCAUUGCCAAGCCACGCAAUUUGGCGCCGCACAUUCACCGCGAGGACCUUUCCGACACUGUCAUAAAGGUCGGAGCUUCUCUCAAGUUCACAGUUCACAUCGACGGAGAACCUGCUCCAGACGUGACAUGGUCUUUCAACGGAAAAGGAAUCGGAGAGAGCAAGGCUCAGAUUGACAACGAGCCGUACAUUUCUCGAUUCGCUCUUGCUAAAGCUGCUCGCAAACAGAGUGGCAAGUACACGAUUACUGCUACCAAUGAGAACGGAACUGACAGUGUCACCAUCGAGAUCAAGGUGAAGAGCAAGCCAAUGAAGCCGAAGGGACCGAUCGAUGUGAGCGACGUUUUUGAGGACAGAGCCACUCUUGACUGGAAGCCGCCAGAGGACGAUGGAGGAGAACCGAUCGAGUUCUACGAAAUCGAGAAGAUGAACACGAAGGACGGCAUCUGGGUUCCUUGCGGAAGAAGUGGGGACACUCAUUUCACCGUCGACACUCUCAACAAGGGAGAUCAUUACAAGUUCCGUGUGAAGGCAGUCAACAGUGAAGGUGCUUCCGAUCCGUUGGAGACUGAAACCGACAUUCUGGCCAAGAAUCCAUUCGACCGUCCGGAUAGACCAGGACGUCCAGAGCCAACUGACUGGGACUCUGAUCACGUGGAUCUUAAAUGGGAUCCGCCACUUUCCGAUGGAGGUGCUCCCCUCGAAGAGUAUCAGAUUGAGAAGAGGACCAAAUACGGAAGGUCAGUUUGAAAUUGAAAGUUAUUCAUUCAUGAUAUUCAUUCAGAUGGGAACCUGCCAUCACUGUUCCGGGAGGACAGACCAAGGCCACAGUGCCAGACCUGACUCCCAACGAGGAAUACGAAUUCCGUGUGAUCGCCGUCAACAAGGGAGGUCCAUCUGAUCCGUCCGAUGCCAGCAAGGCAGUCAUUGCCAAACCAAGAAACUGUAAGUUGAUACUCCAUUCGUUCCUAGUAGUUUAAUCUGCUAUUUCAGUGAAGCCACAUAUUGACCGUGAUCCCCUCAAGAAUCUCACGAUCAAAGCUGGUCAGUCGAUCUCGUUCGACGUCCCGGUUUCCGGAGAACCAACCCCAACGGUUACCUGGCAAUGGCCAGACCACAGAGAAAUCAGAAAUGGAGGACGUGUCAAGCUGGACAAUCCGGAGAACCAAUCCAAGUUGGUCAUCCGUCAAAUGGAACGAGGAGACAGCGGAACGUUCACGAUUCGUGCUGUUAAUGUGAACGGAGAAGAUGAGGCAACUGUCAAGAUUAACGUCAUUGGUAUUUAGACUUUUUUCAAUGCUUACCCUUACUAGUAUGUUUCAGACAAACCAACUUCUCCGAACGGGCCGUUGGACGUUCUUGAUGUGCACGCCGACCACGUCACUCUUGACUGGCGCGCUCCGGAUGACGAUGGAGGCAUUCCAAUUGAGAACUACGUCAUUGAGAAGUACGACACUGCCAAUGGCCGAUGGGUGCCAGCCGCAAAGGUCGCUGGAGAUCAAACUUCGGCAGUCGUGGACGGGCUCAUUGCAGGACACGAAUACAAAGUAAACCAGAAUUCGUUGCAAACUUCAUUAAAAAUAUCAAUUUGCAGUUCCGUGUAGCCGCUGUUAACGCCGAAGGAGAAUCCGAGCCUUUGGAGACCUUCGGAACCACUUUGGCCAAGGAUCCGUUCGAUAAACCGGGCAAGACCAGCGCUCCGGAAGUCACUGACUGGGACAAGGACCACGUGGAUUUGGAGUGGAAGCCGCCAGCAAACGAUGGCGGAGCUCCAAUCGAGGAGUACAUCGUUGAGAUUAAGGACGAAUUCUCUCCAUUCUGGAAUGAGGUCGCCCAUGUGCCAGCUUCACAGACCAACGCGACUGUUGGAAAUCUAAAGGAAGGAUCCAAGUACGAGUUCAGAAUUCGUGCGAAGAACAAGGCCGGAUUGGGAGAUCCGUCUGAUUCUGCUUCAGCCGUUGCCAAAGCCAGAAAUGGUAACUUGCAAACAUUUCUGUUUUAUAUACAAUGUGCUUUUUUUUCAGUUCCGCCAGUCAUCGACCGUAACUCGAUCCAAGAGAUCAAAGUGAAGGCCGGCCAAGAUUUCUCUCUGAACAUUCCCGUCAGUGGAGAACCAAUUCCGACCAUCACGUGGACGUUCGAAGGAUCGCCAGUUGAGUCGGAUGACCGUGUGCGAUUGGCAAACGAAGACGGAAAGACCAAGUUCCACGUGAAGAGAGCACUCCGCUCAGACACUGGAACCUACAUCAUCAAGGCCGAGAAUGUCAACGGAACCGACACUGCCGAAGUGAAAGUCACCGUCCUCGACCAUCCAUCUAGUCCGCGCGGACCUCUUGAUGUCACGAACAUUGUGAAGGACGGUUGCGAUCUGGCGUGGAAGGAGCCAGAAGACGACGGAGGCGCAGAGAUCAGCCACUACGUCGUCGAGAAGCAAGACGCGGCAACCGGCAGAUGGACUGCGUGCGGAGAGAGCAAGGACACCAACUUCCACGUGGACGAUCUCGUUCAGGGACACGAGUACAAGUUCAGAGUGAAAGCGGUCAAUAGACACGGAGACUCCGAUCCCUUGGAGGCCCGCGAAGCCAUCAUUGCCAAGGAUCCAUUCGACCGCGCCGACAAACCGGGAACUCCGGAAAUUGUCGAUUGGGAUAAGGACCAUGCUGAUCUUAAGUGGACUCCGCCAGCCGACGAUGGAGGUGCCCCGAUCGAGGGAUACCUCGUCGAGAUGAGAACGCCUUCGGGAGAUUGGGUGCCCGCUGUCAAGGUUGGAGCUGAUCAGUUGACCGCCACGGUCGACGGUCUCAAGCCUGGACAGACUUACCAAUUCCGAGUAAAAGCGCUCAACAAGGCAGGAGAAUCGACGCCUUCUGAUCCGAGCAGAACCAUGGUGGCGAAGCCACGUCAUCUCGCUCCGAAGAUCAACAGAGACAUGUUUGUUGCUCAGAGAAUCAAGGCCGGACAGACCCUUAACUUCGAUGUGAACGUGGAAGGAGAGCCUGCUCCGAAGAUCGAAUGGUUCCUGAACGGAGCUCCGUUGUCAUCUGGAGGAAAGACUCACAUCGACAACAACACCGACAAUAAUACGAAGCUGACGACGAAGGACACCGCCCGUGCCGACAGCGGAAAAUACAAGAUUGUCGCCACGAACGAGAGUGGAAGGGACGAGCAUGAGGUCGAUGUGAACAUCCUCGACAUCCCUGGAGCUCCAGAAGGACCACUUCGUCAUAAGGACAUCACGAAGGAGAGUGUCGUGCUGAAAUGGGACGAGCCAUUGGAUGACGGAGGAUCUCCGAUCACCAACUACAUUGUGGAGAAGCAAGAGGACGGAGGACGAUGGGUGCCGGCCGGAGAGACCUCCGACACGUCCCUCAAAGUGAACAAAUUGUCCGAGGGACACGAGUACAAGUUCCGUGUGAAGGCAGUCAACCGGCAAGGAACAUCUGCCCCGCUCACUUCCGAUCAUGCUAUCGUUGCCAAGAAUCCGUUCGAUGAGCCUGAUGCUCCGACUGAUGUGACUCCAGUCGACUGGGAUAAGGAUCAUGUUGACUUGGAAUGGAAGCCGCCAGUGAACGAUGGCGGUGCACCGAUUGAUGCUUACAUUGUUGAGAAGAAGGACAAGUUCGGAGACUGGGUCGAGUGUGCUCGUGUCGACGGAAAGACCACGAAGGCCACCGCUGACAACCUCACUCCAGGAGAGACGUAUCAGUUCCGAGUGAAGGCUGUUAACAAGGCAGGACCAGGAAAACCAUCCGAUCCAACUGGAAACGUUGUUGCAAAGCCAAGAAGAAUGGCCCCGAAGCUCAACCUUGCUGGACUUCUCGAUCUUCGCAUCAAGGCCGGAACUCCUAUCAAAUUGGACAUCACUUUCGAAGGAGAGCCAACUCCAGUUGCCACGUGGAAGGCCAACGACACCACGGUCACUGCUGGACCUCGUGCUGACGUCACGAACACUCCGACGUCAUCUGCCAUUCACAUCUUCUCCGCUGUUCGUGGAGACACCGGUGUCUAUAAGAUCAUCGUGGAGAACGAGCACGGAAAAGACACUGCUCAGUGCAAUGUGACCGUUCUUGACGUGCCCGGCACUCCAGAAGGACCACUCAAGAUCGACGAGAUCCAUAAGGAAGGAUGCACACUCAACUGGAAGCCGCCAGCAGACAACGGAGGAUCCGACGUCCUUCACUACGUCGUCGAGAAGAUGGACACAUCCCGUGGAACCUGGCAGGAGGUCGGAACAUUCCCAGACUGUACUGCAAAGGUCAACAAGUUGGUGCCUGGAAAGGAGUACGCCUUCCGUGUGAAGGCCGUCAACUUGCAAGGAGAGUCGAAGCCAUUGGAGGCUGAAGAGCCCAUCAUUGCUAAGAACCAAUUCGACGUUCCUGCUCCAGUUGAUAAGCCAGAAGUGACCGACUGGGACAAGGACAGAAUCGACAUCAAAUGGAACCCAACUGCCAACAACGGAGGAGCUCCAGUCACCGGAUACAUUGUGGAGAAGAAGGAGAAGGGCAGUUCCAUCUGGACAGAAGCUGGAAAGACGCCCGGUACCACAUUCAGUGCUGAUAACCUUAAGCCGGGUGUUGAGUACGAGUUCCGUGUUGUUGCCGUCAAUGCUGCCGGCCCAUCUGAUCCAUCGGAACCGACUGACCCACAAAUAACGAAGGCUCGUUACUUGAAGCCAAAGAUCUUGACUCAGAUCAGAAAGAUCAAGAUCAAGGCUGGAUUCACUCACAAUCUCGAAGUCGAUUUCGUCGGAGCCCCAGAUCCAACCGCCACCUGGUCUGUCGGAGAUGCGGGAGCACCACUUGCUCCAGAGCUCAUUGUCGAUGCCAAGAACCAGAGCACUUCGAUCUUCUUCCCAUCCGCCAAGAGAGCUGACAGCGGAAACUACAAGUUGAAGGUGAAGAACGAGCUGGGCGAAGACGAGGGAAUCUUCGAGAUCAUUGUGCAAGACCGCCCGAGUGCUCCCACUGGACCUCUGGAAGUGUCCGAUGUGACCAAGGACAGUUGUGUUCUCAACUGGAAACCACCGAAGGACGACGGAGGCGCCGAGAUCAGCAACUAUGUCGUCGAGAAGAGAGACACCCGCACGAACACGUGGAUUCCAGUCUCUGCAUUCGUCACUGGAACCUCUAUCACCGUCCCGAAGUUGACAGAAGGACACGAGUACGAAUUCCGUGUGAUGGCUGAGAACACCUUCGGAAGAUCCGAUUCGCUCAACACGGACGAGGCUGUUCUUGCCAAGGAUCCAUUCGGAACUCCAGGAAAGCCAGGAAGACCAGAAAUUGUGGAUACUGACAAUGAUCACAUCGACAUCAAAUGGGAUCCACCAAGAGACAACGGAGGAUCUCCAAUUGACCACUACGACGUCGAAAGGAAAGACACAAAGACUGGUAGAUGGAUCAAGGUUAAUACUUCUCCAGUCGACGGAACUGCCUUCUCGGACACACGCGUCCAGAAGGGACACACCUACGAAUACCGUGUCGUUGCCGUCAACAAGGCCGGACCAGGACAACCUUCCGACCCGUCCGCCGCCGCCACCGCUAAGCCAAUGCACGAGGCACCGAAGUUCGAUCUGGAUCUGGAUGGAAAGGAGUUCCGCGUGAAAGCCGGAGAACCACUCGUCAUCACCAUUCCAUACACUGCUUCGCCACAACCAGACAUCUCGUGGACGAGAGAAGGAGGCAAGCCGUUGGUCGGAGUGGAAACCACAGACUCUCAGACCAAGUUGGUCAUCCCAGCGACGAGGAGAACAGAUUCCGGACCAAUCAAGAUCAAGGCGGUUAACCCGUACGGAGAGGCCGAAGCCAACAUCAAGAUCACGGUUGUGGAUCGUCCGGGGCCACCGGAGAACAUCACCUAUCCAGCCGUGAGCAGACACACUUGCACACUCAACUGGGAUGCGCCGAAGGACGAUGGAGGUGCCGAGAUUGCCGGAUACAGAAUCGAGUACCAGGAGGUCGGAUCGCAAAUCUGGGAUAAGGUUCCGGGACUAAUUUCCGGAAACAGCUACACUGUUCGUGGAUUGGAGCACGGCCAGCAGUACAGAUUCAGAAUUCGUGCUGAGAACGUCGUCGGGCUGUCCGAUCACUGCCAGGGAGCACCAGUUGUCAUCAAGGAUCCAUUCGACCCACCAGGUGCUCCAAGCACUCCAGACAUCACUGGCUACGAUACCAACCAAGUUUCGCUUGCUUGGAAUCCGCCAAGAGAGGACGGAGGAUCUCCGAUUAUCGGAUACGUCGUUGAGAGAUUCGAGAAGAGAGGAGGAGGCGACUGGGCUCCAGUCAAGAUGCCGAUGGUCAAGGGAACCGAAUGCAUUGUGCCAGGACUUCACGAGAAUGAGACUUAUCAGUUCCGUGUCCGUGCUGUCAAUGCUGCCGGACAAGGAGAGCCUAGCAACGGAACCGAGCCAGUUACCUGCCGUCCGUACGUCGAGAAGCCGGGACCUCCAGAUGCUCCGAGAGUCGGAAAGAUCACAAAGAACUCUGCGGAACUCACUUGGAACAGACCCUUGAGAGACGGUGGCGCUCCCAUUGAUGGCUACAUCAUCGAGAAGAAGAAGCUGGGAGACAACGACUGGACGAAAUGCAACGAUAAGCCAGUGCGCGAUACCGCGUUUGAAGUGAAGAACCUCGGAGAGAAGGAGGAGUACGAGUUCCGCGUGAUUGCCGUCAACAGUGCCGGAGAAGGAGAACCAUCGAAGCCUUCCGAUUUAGUGCUCAUUGAAGAGCAACCGGGUCGCCCGAUCUUCGACAUCACUUCGCUCAAGGACAUCACUGUUCGUGCUGGAGAAACCAUCCAAAUCCGCAUCCCAUACGCUGGUGGAAACCCGAAACCAAUCAUCGACGUCUUCAAUGGGAACUCUCCGAUCUUCGAGAACGAAAGAACUGUGGUCGAUGUGAAUCCGGGAGAGAUCGUAAUCACCACAACUGGAUCGAAGAGAACCGAUGCAGGACCGUACAAGAUCUCCGCCACCAACAAGUACGGCAAGGACACUUGCAAGCUCAACGUGUUCGUUCUUGAUGCUCCUGGCAAACCAACAGGCCCGAUCCGUGCCACAGACAUCCAGGCAGACGCCAUGACCCUUUCGUGGAAACCGCCAAAAGACAAUGGAGGAGAUGAGAUCACCAACUACGUCGUCGAGAAAAGAACUUCGGGAGGAGACUGGGUCACGGUCGGACAUCCGGUCGGAACUUCCGUCCGUGUACGCAACUUGGACGCCAACACCCCGUACGAAUUCCGUGUUCGUGCUGAGAACCAGUACGGAAUCGGAGAGCCACUUGAGACUGACGAUGCUAUCGUUGCCAAGAAUCCGUUCGACACUCCAGGAGCGCCAGGACAACCAGAAGCUCUCGAGACUUCUGAGGAGGCCAUCACGCUCCAAUGGACUAGACCUACUUCCGAUGGAGGAGCUCCAAUUCAAGGAUACGUCAUCGAGAAGAGAGAAGUCGGAACCAGCGAAUGGUCAAAGGCCGCAUUUGGAAACAUCCUUGACACCAAACACCGUGUCACCGGACUUACUCCAAAGAAGACGUACGAGUUCAGAGUGGCCGCGUACAAUGCUGCCGGACAAGGAGAGUACAGCGUUAACUCGGUGCCAAUCACCGCCGACAGUGCUCCAACCAGACCGAAGAUCAACAUGGGAAUGCUCACCAGAGACAUCCUCGCUUACGCCGGAGAACGUGCGAAGAUCCUUGUUCCGUUUGCAGCGUCGCCAGCUCCAAAGGUCACUUUCUCUAAAGGAGAGAACAAGAUCAGCCCAACUGAUCCGAGAGUCAAGGUGGAAUACAACGAUUUCCUUGCCUCGUUGACCAUCGAGAAAUCCGAACUGACCGACGGAGGCUUGUACUUUGUUGAGUUGGAGAACAGCCAAGGAAGCGAUUCCGCCAGCAUUCGCCUGAAGGUCGUCGACAAGCCCGCCCCGCCACAGCACAUCAGAGUGGAGGACAUUGCUCCGGACUGCUGCACCCUCUACUGGAUGCCACCGACUUCUGAUGGAGGAUCGCCGAUCACCAACUACAUUGUCGAAAAGUUGGAUCUCCGUCAUUCGGAUGGAAAGUGGGAGAAGGUAUCUUCCUUCGUUCGCAAUCUGUCCUACACUGUCGGAGGACUCAUCAAGGAUAACCGCUACCGCUUCCGUGUUCGUGCCGAGACCCAAUAUGGAGUUUCUGAGCCAUGCGAGCUUACCGAAGUCGUUGUUGCCAAGUAUCAGUUCGAAGUUCCCCACCAGCCGGAAGCCCCAACUGUCCGCGACGUUGACUCGACGUGGGCCGAUCUGGAAUGGGAGGCUCCGAGGGACGGAGGAUCAAAGAUCAUUGGAUAUCAAGUGCAGUACAGAGACACUUCUUCCGGAAGAUGGAUCAAUGCCAAGAUGGAUCUUGUCGAAGCAACGCAUGCCCGUGUCUCAGGACUCCGUCAAAAUGGAGAGUUCGAAUUCAGAAUCAUCGCCAAGAACGCCGCCGGAUUCUCGAAGCCGUCGCCUCCAUCCGAGAGAUGCCAACUCAAGUCUCGUUUCGGACCACCCGGACCACCAAUUCAAGUGGGAGCCAAGUCAAUCGGACGCAAUCACUGCACGAUCACCUGGGUCGCUCCACUGGAAGACGGAGGAUCCAAGAUCACCGGAUACAACGUGGAAAUGCGGGAAUACGGUAGCACUCUGUGGGCGACUGUCAGCGAUUACAACGUGCGCGAGCCGGAGUUCACUGUUGACAAGCUCAAGGAGUUCAACGAUUACGAGUUCCGUGUGGUUGCCAUCAACGCCGCCGGAAAGGGAAUUCCCUCUCUUCCGUCUGGACCAAUCAAGAUUCAGGAAUCUGGAGGCUCCCGCCCACAGAUCGUCGUCAAGCCAGAGGACACUGCUCAGCCGUACAACAGAAGAGCCGUGUUUGUUUGCGAAGCUGUCGGCCGACCAGAACCCACCGCCAGAUGGCUCAGAAACGGAAGAGAACUCCCGGAGAGCAGCAGAUACCGCUUCGAAUCCAGCGACGGAGUCUACAAGUUCACCAUCAAGGAAGUGUGGGAUAUCGACGCCGGAGAGUACACCGUUGAAGUGUUCAACUCUUACGGAAGCGACACCGCCACGGCGAGACUCAUCGUGCAGGCGCCACCAGUCAUCGAGAAAGACGUUCCGAACACGAUUCUUCCGAGCGGCGAUCUUGUCCGUUUGAAGAUUUACUUCUCCGGAACUGCUCCGUUCCGUCACAGUUUGGUGCUGAACAAGGAGGAGAUUGACAUGGACCAUCCGACGAUCCGAACUGUUGAAUUCGACGAUCACAUCCUGAUCACCAUCACUUCGUUGUCAGUCAGAGAAGCUGGACGAUACGAGUACACCGUGUCCAACGAUUCGGGAGAUGCUACUACCGGAUUCUGGCUGAACGUGACCGGACUACCAGAAGCACCGCAAGGCCCUCUUCACAUCAGCAACAUCGGCCCAAGCACUGCCACUUUGUCUUGGAGGCCACCAGUCACUGACGGAGGAUCGAAGAUCACCAACUACGUCGUCGAGAAGAGAGAUUUGUCGAAGGACGAUUGGACUAUUGUUUCUUCGAACGUGAAAGACAUGAACUACAUCGUGACUGGACUGUUCGAGAACCACGAAUACGAGUUCAGAGUGUCCGCUCAGAAUGAGAACGGACAGGGAGCUCCUCUUGUCAGCGAGCAUCCGAUUGUUGCCCGUCUUCCGUUCGACCCACCAACCUCUCCAAUCAACCUUGAAAUCGUUCAAGUCGGAGGCGACUACGUCACUCUUUCGUGGCAACGUCCAUCUUCCGACGGAGGAGGUCGUCUGCGUGGAUACAUCAUCGAGAAGCAAGAGGAAGGACACGAAGAAUGGUUCAGAUGCAAUCAAAAUCCAUCUCCGCCCAACACCUACAACGUUCCUAACCUCAUCGAUGGACGAAAGUACAGAUACCGCGUGUUCGCUGUUAACGAUGCCGGAUUUUCGGACCCAGCAGAAUUGGACCAGACCUUGUUCAAGGCUUCUGGAGCGGGAGAGGCACCAAAGAUCGUGACUCCGUUGAAGGAACUGAACGAGGAAGUCGGCAGAUCUGUCACCUUCGAAUGCACAAUCAGCGGAUCUCCAAGACCGGAAUACAGAUGGUUCAAGGGAUGCAAGGAGCUCGUCGACACAAGCAAAUACACCCUCAUCAACAAGGGAGACAAGCAGGUGCUCAUCAUCAACGACCUCACUUCGGAAGACGCCGACGAGUACACGUGCAGAGCCACCAACUCUUCCGGAACUCGCAGCACCAGAGCCAAUCUGCGCAUCAAGACCAAGCCACGUGUCUUCAUUCCACCGAAGUAUCACGGAGGAUACGAGGCUCAGAAGAACGAGACGGUCGAGCUGAAGAUUCCGUACAAGGCGUACCCGCAGGGAGAAUCCAGAUGGACGAAGGACGGCGAAAAGAUCGAGAACAACAGCAAAUACAGCAUCACAACUGAUGACAAGUUCGCCACUUUGAGAAUCUCGAAUGCUACCCGCGAAGACUUCGGAGAGUACCGUGUUGUCGUUGAGAAUUCGGUUGGAUCUGAUUCCGGAAUCGUGAAUGUCACCGUCGCUGAUGUGCCAGAGCCACCGAGAUUCCCGAUCAUCGAAAACAUCCUCGAUGAAGCCAUCAUCUUGUCUUGGAAGCCACCAGCACUCGACGGAGGAUCUCUGGUCACAAGUUACCUCAUCGAGAAGAGAGAAGCCAAUGGAGGAUCGUGGUCGCCGUGUGCCAAGAGCAGAUACACCUACACGACCAUCGAAGGACUCCGCUCCGGAAAGCAGUACGAGUUCAGAAUCACUGCCGAGAACAAGAACGGAGUGUCGAAGCCUUGCGAGCCAACUGCUCCAGUUUUGAUUCCAGGAGAUGAACGCAAACGCAGACGUGGAUACGGAGUGGACGAUCAAGGAAAAAUCGUGCGUGGAAAGGGACCAGUCUCUUCCAACUACGACAACUACGUAUUCGAUAUCUGGAAGCAGUACUACCCGCAGCCAGUUGAGAUCAAGCACGACCACGUUCUCGACCACUACGAUAUCCACGAAGAGCUCGGAACCGGGGCGUUCGGAGUGGUUCACAGAGUCACCGAGAGAGCCACUGGCAACAACUUCGCCGCCAAAUUCGUCAUGACUCCUCAUGAAGCGGACAAGGAGACCGUCCGGAAGGAAAUUCAGACCAUGUCAGUGCUCCGACACCCCAAGCUCGUCAACUUGCACGAUGCAUUCGAAGACGACAAUGAAAUGGUGAUGAUCUACGAAUUCAUGAGCGGAGGAGAACUGUUCGAGAAGGUCGCCGAUGAGCACAACAAAAUGACAGAGGACGAGGCGGUCGAGUACACGAGACAAGUGUGCAAGGCCCUUUGCCACAUGCAUGAGAUGAACUACGUGCAUUUGGAUUUGAAGCCAGAAAACAUCAUGUUCACGACGAAGAGAAGCAAUGAGCUGAAGUUGAUCGACUUCGGACUGGCCGCCCAUCUCGACCCGAAGCAGUCUGUCAAGGUCACCACCGGGACAGCCGAGUUCGCCGCUCCAGAAGUUGCCGAGGGCAAUCCAGUCGGUUAUUACACCGAUAUGUGGAGCGUCGGAGUCCUCUCUUACAUUCUUCUCUCCGGACUCUCGCCAUUCGGCGGAGAGAACGAUGACGACACCUUGAGGAAUGUGAAGGUAAGUGCGCAGUCGUACAGCAAGAGAAGCAAUGACGGAUAUUUUCAGAGCUGUGACUGGAAUAUGGACGAUUCGGCCUUUUCGAGCAUUUCCGAUGACGCCAAGGAUUUCAUCCGCAAGCUUCUUCUUGCAGAUCCGAACAGCAGAAUGACCAUCCAUCAGGCAUUGGAACAUCCUUGGCUUUCAUCCGGAAACGUCCCAGGACGUGAUUCCCAAAUUCCAAGCAGCAGAUACACAAAGAUCCGCGACUCGAUCAAAUCGAAGUAUGACGCCUGGCCAGAACCACUGCCGCCACUCGGACGAAUCUCGAACUAUUCGUCGCUCAGAAAGCACAGACCACAAGAAUACUCGAUCCGUGACGCCUUCUGGGACAGAUCUGAAGCCCAGCCACGAUUCAUCAUCAAGCCUUACGGAACCGAAGUUGCCGAGGGACAAUCCGCCAACUUCUACUGCCGAGUCAUCGCCUCUUCCCCACCAGUUGUUACCUGGCACAAGGAAGACAGAGAAUUGAAGCAGAGUGUGAAGUACAUGAAGAGGUACAAUGGCAACGACUACGGAUUGACGAUCAACCGCGUGAAGGGAGACGACAAGGGAGAGUACACCGUGCGAGCGAAGAAUUCGUACGGAACGAAGGAAGAGAUCGUCUUCCUGAACGUCACCCGCCACUCGGAACCACUCAAGUUCGAGCCUUUGGAACCGAUGAAGAGAGCUCCGAGCCCACCGAAGGUCGAAGAGUUCAAGGAGAAGAGAUCUGCUCCGAAAUUCACUUUCCAUCUGAGAAACCGUUUGAUCCAGAAGAACCACCAAUGCAAACUGACCUGCUCUCUCCAAGGAAACCCAAAUCCGAAGAUCGAAUGGAUGAAGGACGGAUACCCGGUCGACCAGGACCGCGUGCAAGUCUCUUUCCGCAGCGGAGUCUGCUCUUUGGAGAUCUUCAACGCACGUGUCGACGACGCCGGAACGUACACAGUCACAGCCACCAACGAACUCGGAACUGAUGUGUCCGAGUGCGUGCUGACAGUGCAAACGAAAGGAGGAGAGCCGAUUCCAAGGAUUUCCUCUUUCCGACCAAGAAGAGCCUACGAUACUCUGUCCACUGGAGCCGAUGUCGAAAGAUCUCACUCGUACGCGGACAUGAGAAGAAGAUCGCUGAUUCGGGACGUGUCACCAGAUGUUCGAUCGGCCGCCGAUGACCUCAAAACGAAGAUCACCAACGAAUUGCCGUCUUUCACUAUUCAGCUUUCCGAUGCGGAGACUGAAGUUGGCGGAUCUGUCGAGUUCGCCGCAGAGGUCUCCGGACAGCCAGAGCCACUCAUCGAAUGGCUUUACAACGGAGAAAGAGUCUCCGCCACUGACUACCGACUCCGUUCCUCGUUCGUCGGAGGAAGAGCCACGUUGCGAAUCAGCGACGUGAAGAAAUCCGACGAAGGACAAUAUCUGUGCCGUGCAUCCAACUCGGCCGGACAAGAACAGACGAGAGCCUCUUUGACAGUGAAAGGAGAGCAACUGGUCAACGGACACAUGGAGAAGGAGGAAAACGAGCUUCGUGUGGCCAGACACCUGGCAGGACAGCUCGUGAACUCGGGAGAAGCCGUCACAUUCGAGGCAAGAGUUGAAGGAACGCCCGAAGAAGUUUUGUGGAUGAGAAAUGGGCAAGAGGUGAGUGCAGAGAACAUAACUGGAGUAGAAAACGAGAGGAAGUUUCAGCUGACUGACGGAGAGAAGACGAGCAUCAGCCAGGACGGAGACACUCUUUCUCUGACGGUCAACUCGGCGGACGCUUCUGACGCGGGACACUAUCAACUGGAGGUCCGUUCCAAAGGAACCAACCUCGUCUCCGUGGCUUCUCUCGUCGUCGUCGGAGAAAAGGCCGAGCCGCCAGUCACCAGGCUUCCGGCCUCGGUAUCCGCUCCGCUCGGUGGCUCCACUGCGUUCACCGUCGAAUUCGAGAACACAGAUGGUAGGAUAUAUUGUGGAACCCUCUAAAAGACAAUCAAUUUCAGGUCUGACAGUGCAAUGGUUCCGCGGAUCGGAAAAAAUUGAAAAGAACGAACGGGUCAAAUCGGUCAAGUCCGGAAACACCUUCAAGCUGGACAUCAAGGUACCGAUUCCCAGCCCCGUCCGAUCGCAUUUCCUCUUUGUUUCAGAACGUCGAGCAGGACGACGAUGGCAUUUACGUCGCCAAAGUGGUAAAGGAGAAGAAGGCGAUUGCCAAGUACGCGGCGGCGCUUCUCCUCAUUUAA
This is a messenger RNA of Caenorhabditis sp. 36 PRJEB53466, 30022 nucleotides long. NCBI's taxonomy places the organism in Eukaryota, Metazoa, Nematoda, Chromadorea, Rhabditida, Rhabditidae. The record is from the annotation of a GenBank genome assembly.